This is a messenger RNA of Paralichthys olivaceus (Japanese flounder), 1500 nucleotides long. It is a transcript of the gene cd164l2, whose product is annotated as CD164 sialomucin-like 2. NCBI's taxonomy places the organism in Eukaryota, Metazoa, Chordata, Actinopteri, Pleuronectiformes, Paralichthyidae. The record is from RefSeq and is a predicted model, not a curated record. Gene Ontology annotation, cellular component: cytoplasmic vesicle.
AGGAACUGUUUCUCCAUUCGCAACUCUUGGAUACUGUUUUGAGGACUUACCAAAGACAUUUUUACUGACAACUUCUGUCGUCUGUGGCUGUCAGGAUGCAGCAGUCUGUGUUGAAGGUCCUGUGUUCCACACUGCUGCUUCUAGCUGGGGUGACCUAUGUGUACUCACAGUCAGAUUGUUCCCAGGCUGAGUCAUGUGACUUGUGCGUUGGAGACUCCAUGCUCAACCUGACAGGCUGCGUCUGGAGGCUUUGUCCAGAUGGUAAUGAUACGGGGAUGUGUGUGACUGAUGAGGGCGACUCAGCAGACACCUCCAUGAACUGCAGCUGGACCAGAGUGUCUGAACUGUGCACAGUUGUAGAGACGGUGGCUGAGGGAGGAGGCGAAGGUGACUCAGGUGAUGGCAGUAAGUCGUCUCCAGAGUUCUCCCAGGCCAAGUUUGACAUGUCCAGUUUUAUCGGUGGCAUCAUCCUGGUGCUGUGCCUGCAGGCGGGCGGCUUCUUCGCCAUGCGUUUCCUCAAAUCCAAAGAGCAGAGCAGCUAUGACCCCAUAGAGCAGCCGCAAUGAAGUCAAGGCGUGUGAAGGACAAGCAGAUGAGUGUGCAGGACGUCAGAGCAGUGACUCAUCGACUUGUGACCGUGAGAUAUUUAUUUCUCUCCUCCUGAGCCCCUGUCAUUUUCGGUGUGGUCCCCAAGUGUACCCCUGGGGGAUGGGUGUAUUUAUAAGAUGCAAACUUUCUUCAGAUUGCAAAUUUGUGUAGCGAGUGUGUGCAUGUGUUCACUGUGUAUAGCACCACAUUUCUACUUCAGAAACAUUUUGGCUGCAAGUAGUCAUACAGUAAGACAAAUGGGAAACAAACAGUCUCUGAUUGUUUCAGCGAAUGAGCUUUGCGAUUGGAACUCAACAUUAAUCUUCACAGAAACUAAUUUAACAAGUUAAGAGUUUGUCCUCUUACAAACAACAAGGCUGUAUCAAAUGUUUUAACUGUGUAAACAAUACAGUGCAACAAUGGGAAAGGGUGAUAUGUAGACAAGAGGUCAGACAAGGUUAUUAAAGGCAUUUUCAACUUUUCCCAAAAUGAGAUUGUGAAACUCAGUUUUGUCGAUGAGUACUAGUCUUGUUUUUUUGAAAGCAAAAGUUAAAAUAAUGUCUCUUAUGUAUGUAUUUUAUGUAUUAACUUGUAGUCAGUGAAAUGUUUUGUCUAGGGAUGUUUAGGAGACAUCUUGAGGAUUAAAGGUUUACACUUUCUAACCUAACAUCUAAGACUUAUCAGACAUCCUUCAAACUUGAAAAGCUCGAAUGUGACGUUAGUACUGCACUGCUUUGAUUUGUGUGUUUUUGAAUUGUCAAGAGCUUUUUUGUAAGUUUAUUUUCAUGGAGACGUCAGUUUUAAUUGCUCUGAUUGACAUACCAGCUCUAACCCUUUGAUAACAGAUCACAGAAAUAUGAUGGGACACUGUUCACUUGUGUUCAUAUUGAUUAGUUUGUUGAUAAUGAAAUG